AUGGGCAAAGAAUUGGCUGAACAAAAGCUAGCAAACACUAAAAUAAACCUUUUAGAUUCUAAAACCACCAAAAUUCCAGAGAAAUUGCCAAAGGAAGAGACAGUAAUUUCACCUCAUUUACAAUCCUCACAUUGUACUAUACCACAUCCUGGACAUCCACUCAUCCAAUAUGCAUUAAUGAUAGAUGCGGGUUCUACAGGAUCUCGGAUUCAUGUUUAUAAGUUUAACUAUUGUAAAUCAGCACCAGAAUUAGAGGAUGAAGUGUUUGCCCAAAUCGAACCUGGCCUUUCUGCAUAUGUUAAUAAUCCUAAGAAAGCAGCAAGAAGCUUGGAUGGAUUAUUGAAAGUUGCACUUGAAAAUGUUCCCAAAGAGUUACAUGAUUGUACACCAGUGGCAGUUAAAGCUACUGCUGGUUUACGUUUGUUAGGAGCUGGAAAAAGUGAACGUAUAUUAGAAGCCGUCAGAAAUCAUUUAGAAAAGAAAUAUCCUUUUCCAAUUGAAAAAGAUGGAGUGGUAAUUAUGGAUGGUAAAGAUGAAGGUAUUUAUGGGUGGAUUACAGUUAAUUACUUAUUAAAUAAAGUUGGCUCGCCAAAAAAAUUACCUACAGUUGCAACUCUUGACCUUGGAGGUGCUUCAACUGAAAUAGUUUUUGAGCCUGAAACAACAGAUGAUUUUGAAGUGCCAGCUGGAGAACAUAGAUAUGAAUUACAGUAUGGCGGACAUAAAUAUAUUUUAUACCAACACUCUUAUUUACAUUAUGGAUUGAUGGAGGCAAGAAGGGAAAUUAAAAAUUUCACGGCAAAUUUAUGGCAUGAAAACAUUGUUGGCGAUAAGGAAUAUGAUAAACAUCUUAUUCCACAUCCCUGUUUACCUGUAAAUUAUACUGAGCUAUGGGGAACUAAUUUUGGUGGUUCGGUUAAAAUUAUUGGUACAGGUGGUGGUCAUGCUCAAUGUAGAUUUAUAGCAGAACAAAUACUUAACAAACAUAAAAAAUGUUCAUUAUCGCCAUGUUCUUUCAAUGGUAUAUAUCAGCCAUCACUUACUGAAACAUUUCCAAUGCAUGAUAUUUAUGCUUUUUCAUAUUUCUAUGACCGUAUAAGUCCAUUGGGAACUCCAUCAGAAUUUACUUUAAAAGAACUUCGUGAUCUCACUGAUCAAGUUUGUUCAGGAAAUUAUGGUAAAUUUUCUCAUUUACCAGAAGCUAUGAAGGAACUUCAAAAGGAUCCACAUUAUUGUAUGGAUUUAACAUUUAUUUAUGAGCUUUUACAUACUGGUUAUGAAAUGCCUUUAGAAAGAGAAAUAAAGAUUGCCAAAAAAAUAAUAGGAAUAGAGGCUGGAUGGUGUCUUGGAGCAGCAAUAGCAACUCUAGAUCAAGAUUUUAGAUGUAAAGAAAUCUAG
Entrophospora sp. SA101 is the source of this 1398-nucleotide messenger RNA. NCBI's taxonomy places the organism in Eukaryota, Fungi, Glomeromycota, Glomeromycetes, Entrophosporales, Entrophosporaceae. The record is from the annotation of a GenBank genome assembly.